This is a messenger RNA of Vombatus ursinus (common wombat), 7286 nucleotides long. RefSeq names its product kinesin family member 1C (gene KIF1C). Gene Ontology annotation, molecular function: microtubule binding; ATP binding; microtubule motor activity. The transcript is spliced from 23 exons. The record is from RefSeq and is a predicted model, not a curated record. Gene Ontology annotation, biological process: microtubule-based movement. NCBI's taxonomy places the organism in Eukaryota, Metazoa, Chordata, Mammalia, Diprotodontia, Vombatidae. The coding region runs from base 264 to 3569 and encodes 1101 amino acids.
GCCUCCUGCCCCGGCGCCGGUGCAAGGGGCCUGAGGGAAAUCGCUCCAGAGCCCCCUCGCCCUACGCUGGGCAGUCGGGCAGCGAGAGCGGAUCCCGGGACGAGGAGGACGAGGAGGACGAGGAGGAGGGGAGCCGAGGAGCAACCAGGCCCAAAGCAUAGGAUGGGGCCCCCCUUACAAGGGCCACUGGCAGCCAGAGGCAACACAGUACCCCCAACCUGGGGCCAGGACACCAGCUGAGUGGGGUGGGAGUCUCUAGGGCCAUGGCAGGUGCCUCAGUGAAGGUUGCUGUGAGGGUACGACCCUUUAACGCCCGAGAGAGCAGCCAUGAUGCCAAGUGUGUGGUCAGCAUGCAGGGCAACACCACCUCCAUCACCAAUCCCAAGCAGAGCAAGGAUGCCCCCAAAAGCUUCACCUUCGACUACUCCUACUGGUCCCACACUUCGGCAGAGGACCCUCAGUUUGCAUCUCAGCUUCAAGUGUAUCAGGAUAUUGGAGAAGAGAUGCUGCUUCAUGCCUUUGAGGGCUAUAAUGUCUGCAUCUUUGCCUAUGGACAGACAGGUGCUGGAAAAUCCUAUACCAUGAUGGGGCGGCAGGAGCCUGGGCAGCAAGGCAUUGUACCCCAGCUCUGUGAGGACCUCUUCUCCCGGGUUAACGAGAACCAGAAUACUCAGUUGUCCUACUCUGUGGAGGUGAGCUACAUGGAGAUCUAUUGUGAGCGUGUACGGGACCUUCUGAACCCCAAGAGCAGGGGAGGACUGCGGGUGCGAGAGCACCCCAUCUUAGGUCCCUAUGUUCAGGACCUGUCCAAGCUGGCAGUUACCUCUUAUGCCGACAUUGCUGACCUCAUGGACUGUGGCAACAAGGCCCGGACAGUGGCUGCCACCAACAUGAAUGAAACUAGUAGCCGUUCCCAUGCUGUCUUCACCAUUGUUUUUACCCAACGUUGCCAUGACCAAUUCUCAGGACUGGACACAGAGAAGGUCAGUAAAAUUAGUUUGGUGGAUCUCGCUGGGAGUGAACGAGCUGAUUCUUCAGGGGCCCGGGGCAUGCGGCUGAAGGAAGGUGCCAAUAUAAAUAAGUCCCUCACCACAUUAGGAAAAGUGAUCUCAGCCCUAGCAGAGAUGCAAUCAAAGAAGCGUAAAUCAGAUUUCAUCCCUUAUAGGGACUCUGUGCUUACCUGGCUACUAAAGGAGAAUUUAGGAGGAAAUUCACGCACAGCAAUGAUUGCAGCUUUAAGCCCUGCAGAUAUCAACUAUGAAGAGACACUCAGCACCCUCAGAUAUGCAGACCGCACCAAGCAGAUCCGCUGUAAUGCAGUUAUCAAUGAGGACCCCAAUGCACGGCUGAUCAGAGAGCUACAGGAGGAGGUAGCCCGGCUCCGAGACCUGCUGCUGGCCCAGGGGCUCUCAGCCUCUGCUCUGGGAGUUGCAAAGCCAGAGGAGGGAAGCUGUGGGACUGGCUUGCCUGCCCUGUCGUCCCCACCUGCCCCAGACUCACCUUUGGGUCCUCCAGUUCACAAUGGGGAGCUAGAAUCAUCAUUCUCUUCCAAUGCUGAGCCACAUAUUGGUCCUGAGGAAGCUAUGGAGAGACUACAGGAGACAGAAAAGAUCAUUGCAGAGCUGAAUGAAACAUGGGAGGAGAAGUUACGUAAGACGGAAGCCCUAAGAAUGGAGAGAGAAGCAUUGCUGGCAGAGAUGGGUGUGGCCGUACGAGAGGAUGGGGGGACUGUGGGCGUCUUUUCCCCCAAGAAGACCCCUCAUCUGGUGAACCUCAACGAAGAUCCCCUGAUGUCAGAGUGUCUGCUCUAUCACAUUAAAGAUGGUAUCACCAGAGUAGGCCAGGUAGAUGUGGACAUCAAACUGACUGGGCAGUUCAUCUUAGAGAAGCAUUGUGUGUUUCGGAGCCUCACUCAGCCUGAUGGAGAAGUUGUGGUGACUCUGGAGCCCUGUGAGGGAGCUGAGACAUAUGUAAACGGGAACCCUGUGACCCAGCCACUGGUGCUAAGAUCAGGGAACCGAAUUGUCCUGGGCAAGAACCAUGUCUUCCGCUUCAACCAUCCCGAGCAGGCUCGGCUAGAACGCGAGCGAGGGGUCCCUCCACCCCCAGGGCCACCCGCUGAGCCUGUGGAUUGGAACUUUGCUCAAAAAGAGCUCCUAGAGCAACAGGGCAUUGAUAUCAAGCUGGAGAUGGAGAAGAGGCUACAGGAUCUAGAGAAUCAAUACCGGAAGGAAAAAGAAGAGGCUGAUCUUCUGUUAGAGCAGCAUCGAUUGUAUGCAGACUCAGACAGCGGGGAUGACUCAGACAAGCGCUCUUGUGAGGAGAGCUGGCGGCUGAUAUCGUCACUUCGGGAGCAACUUCCACCCACCACAGUCCAGUCCAUCGUCAAGCGCUGUGGCCUGCCGAGCAGCGGUAAGCGCCGGGCCCCACGGCGAGUCUACCAGAUUCCCCAGCGGCGGCGGCUACAGGGCAAGGACCCCCGCUGGGCCACAAUGGCAGACCUGAAGAUGCAGGCAGUGAAGGAAAUCUGUUACGAGGUGGCACUAGCUGACUUCCGACAUGGGAGGGCAGAGAUCGAGGCCCUGGCUGCCCUCAAGAUGAAAGAGCUGUGCCGUACCUACGGCAAGCCUGAAGGGCCUGGGGAUGCCUGGCGGGCCGUGGCAAGAGAUGUCUGGGAUACAGUAGGGGAAGAAGAGGGAAGUGGAGGAGGAGGGUCUACUGAGGAUGGGGCCCGAGGGGCUGAGGUGGAGGAUCUGCGAGCACACAUUGACAAGCUGACUGGAAUCCUACAAGAGGUGAAGCUGCAAAACAGCACCAAGGACCGGGAACUUCGGGCACUGAGGGAUCGAAUGCUGAGGAUGGAAAGAGUCAUCCCCCUCACACAGGAUAAUGAGGAUGAAGAGGAUGUUGAGGUGACCUGGGCAGCCUCAGAAGGGACAGAAGGUCUAGAAGAGGCAACUUCUGGGGCUAUUACCCCUACUGUCCAGCCCCCAUCCCCUCCUCCUUCAAGCUGGGAGCGGGUGUCUAGGUUGAUGGAAGAGGACCCCGCUUUCCGACGUGGCCGUCUUAGGUGGCUCAAGCAGGAGCAGCAGCGCCUGCAGGGGCUCCAAGGGCUUGCUGGAGGUCGAGGUGGGGGGCUUCGCAGGCCUCCUGCCCGAUUUGUUCCACCCCAUGAUUGCAAGUUGCGAUUUCCCUUCAAGAGCAACCCCCAGCACCGGGAGUCAUGGCCUGGAGUUGGGGAAGGUGGGGAGGCUUUGGCUGUACCCCAACCCUCUGACGAGGGUACUCUUGUAUCAGCCCCCACUUCUAGAAGGCAACCCAGUCCUCGCCGGCCCCACAGGCCCCGGAGGAACUCCCUGGAUGGAGGGGGCCGCCCCCGGGGUGGGGGUCCCAGCCAACCUGAAUCCCAACAGUUUCAACCCAAGAAGCACAAUUAUUAUCCCCAGCAGCUUCAGCCUUACCCAGCUCAGCGGCCCUCUGGUCCCCGAUAUCCUCCCUAUACCACACCUCCUCGAAUGAGACGACAGCGCUCAGCCCCUGACCUCAAGGAUAAAGGGGCAGCUGUGUGAGGGGAGGGCGCAGCUGGGACCCCUUGCUGAGAGGAGAGAUGUGGGCUGCUGCUCCCCCACUUGUAGGAUUGUUGGCACAGGCAGGGACAGAGAUGAGAGGGGCAGAGUAGGUGAUGGGGGACUUGAGCAGGUUGGUCUAGGAGUUGGACAUAGUAGGACGCACAGUGUAGUGUUGCCAGGAGUAAACCAAAGGGAAGGGAAGGAAAGGGGGAUAGGCUGCCUUGAGGCCAUGCCUCCCAGAGGGGGCACCUCCCCCCAAAUGCUGCUAAGAGUGGGGUGCUGUGUAGCCAGUUUUGUGUGUGUGUGUUUUUUUUUUGUUGUUUUUGUUUUCAAGUGGAGCAGUUAUGAUGACACUAAGAGGGCAUUAUGAAAUUCCCUCCCCAAACCAGUGUCUGUGGUGGGUUUCCAUGUUAAGGGGAUGGGGCUGUCCUAAGAUUUCCCUUCCCCUUCCAGGCCUUCCACUAUAUCUUCAGGGGCAUGCCAGGUUUGGUUGGGGUCCCACAGCAUGGUGGGACCCUUCAUUAAAAGGAAGCAAACAGGGAGGUCUGUGGCUCGUUAUUGGUGUUGUGAUGGUGUACAUGGGGGGCACAAGGCAGAGAUGUAUAACAAGGAUCGAGGAAGAGAUUAGAAUAGAAGAUUAGGAGAAUCAACAAGGCUCUGUGCAAGUUUUUCUUGGGUGAGUGUAUUGUUUGGCCUCCAUGCCCAGGCUGAACACGCCCUGUGUUACUUUGUUUUUUUGGGGGGGGGGUUGGGGUGGUGGAUAGGAGAAUGCCAUUUUAAUGAGGGAGACCUGCUCCCUGCCCAUUUGUUCUUGGGAAAUUGCAAGGCAUCUAUGGAGGAAAUACUUUUGAUUUACUCCUCACUCUGAUACUGCUUUAGUCAUGUCUUUCCUUUCUUUAUACAGAGUGUAGCCCAGGGAUUCUCAAAAUUUUUUUUUACUCACAGCAUAGUGUUUGCCAUCAAGAGUCAUAACACACUAAACAUUUAAAUUGGCAACAAAGAAGGUUUUGAGGUGGUGAGGCCUUGGGAUUCUUCUACUUCUCCUCCUCCUCAAAUACUUCACUUUCUUUACCUCCUUGGGACUUACAGAAGAGGAAGAGGUGAUUUGUACCUCUUUGGAUAGAACUAUUAUUGUGAACUUCCUGAUUCUAAGCCAAGAAUAGUCAGUACCCUACAGUGGGGACAGGGACAGGGGAUUUCAUAGCACUCAGCAGAAACUCACUCCGCACAAAUACUACUGCACACCUUUUGAGAACUACUUCUGUACUUCUGUGUUAUCACAGAGCUUAGAUUUUAUAACGCACUUUACAGUUACACUACCCAAACAUCCUGCCUUACCAAAGUCUUAUCAAGUGUCACUAUCACCCCUUUUCUCAUUACACUGAAGAAAGAAGAGCAGUUGAAUGGAGAAGUAAGGAGAUUUAAGAAAUGCUUUACUGGGCUCAAUCAGCAUCUUGGCCAGUCUAAUAUUUUGUAUCUGACAUGCUACUUGUGGGAAAGCAGUUUUCCACAAAAAAGGAAUGUCACUCUAAUAUCUAUAUUUAAUCAAGCAGCAUCCUGCAGUGGAUCUAUUAUCUAUGCACUUGUAUUAACCUUUCUUGAUUAUAUUUACAUUUUCAGCUUUUGCCAUCAUUAAGGGAGUGAGUGCCCUAGGUUUUGCACCUACCUGUGCCAUAACUAGACCAGGGAAACAUAGUUUUAUCCCCAGGUGCUAAGUUUAGAAGAAGUUGAUAGCACUUGUCCUUCAACAACAUAGAAACAAUGAAGCUUAGUACUACCUGACAGCAGUCUGGAAUGAUUUUCUCCAGUUGUUCCCUCUCUCCCUUCCCCCCAACCCAAACAACUCAACUGAGAUUUUACCAUGUAUAGUUUCCCUGGUGUAGUUUGUGGUAAUUUUCUCAGGUGCAAAUGUUUCUCGUUAUUACUCUGUUUCCUUUGUUUGCUCCUAAACUAUUUUCAGACUUCCAGGAGUUGAAAAAUCUGCUUGCUUUAGGAGUUAGUGGUUUGAUGAACAAACCCAUUUCUAUCCUGGUCACACCUUUUACAGCCUUGGAGAUUGCUUUAUGUCUUCUACUUUUCAGUGAGAGCCUGAUUUUUUCAGUCUUUCCUCAUGGGAAACUUUGCAACGCUGGUACUUCAGCUGUCCCGUAGACCUUUUCCAACUUCACACUGUCUGCUUUGAAUGAUGACAGGGCCUACACACAGUCUAAGUGCAGAUACAUAAUUUGUAUCAGAGUAGGACACUUUCUAUUUUGCUGUUGACAUCCAUACUUGAAGAUGACCGAUUUCUUGUUUAGCAGCCAAUUGCAGAGAGAACUUUUGGCUAGUGUCAGAGUGAAAUACCCUCCCAGAUCUAGGUUGUAACUGAUAGGCCAUUAACUCAUUCACUGGGAUUGAAUUCACUGGCAUGCUUACUCUGUGCCUAAUGUUUUACGAGACUACAGAGGAUAAGAAAAAAACUAUUCUUGCCCAUGAGGAGCAUGUACUCCAAAUAGGGACACUAACUGCACAUGAAACCAAGAAUAUUCAUGUCUAUAGUGUAAGGUUUACAAAGAUUCUCCCAACAGGACUGUUCUUAUGAAGUAAGUGGAACAAGCAUCCUUAAUUUCUUUUUAUAGAUGGAGAAACUGAGUCAGAAAGGGUGUGUUGUCAAUAUGCACGGUUACAUUUGAACCGAGUUACUAUAAUUCAGUGUAGUAUAUGCAUGCAAACAAGUUGUGGGGGGACACACUAAAUACACCCAGAACUCAACAGGAAAGCACUUAUCUAUGGUAAGGUUAUGAAGUCAGCCAUUGCCGUUUCUGACUACCCAUACACUUUAGAGCAAAUUUGUACUGAUGAUUGAUUUUAAAAGUAAAAUAGCCAUUUCUAAAUAUUUGUCCUCUCCAACCCACUUUUGAAAUGAAAGACAAAACCAACCAUCAUGAUCACAAUGUAUAUAAUCUGUACCUGCAUUCUUCCACCUUUCUCCCAAGAGGGGAAGGUACCAAUACAUACACUCUUUUAAGAUGUAGUCAAUAUUUUUGUAUAAUCAACACUGUGGGAACUUGAGUCCUGGAAGUUCCCAUAUAGGAGGUAGGUAGAACAGAAUUUGAGAGACAUCCCUGCCUUGGAAAUAAAAUUAUUGCAUAUGCUCAAGGACAAAGGAAAGGGAAGGAGAUUUAGACAUGGGUGUAUAGGUCUGGAACUCUGUGCAUUUACUCUUGAGCUUUAAGAGUUUCUCAUCCUAGGGGAAAUUGAGGUGCCCAGCAAUUACUGAUGGAGCCAGGGCUGCUGAUAACCUUGUGGGCAACCAGCCACGAACUUUGGGAUUGGUCCUGCUGGACUGUUGAGACCACAAACCUCCUCGGCCUAAAACUGCUGAUUAGGACUCAGAGGGGAAAGCUCAGAUCAGAGCCAGCUCUUCCCAGAUUUAUAGCACUCAAAGACCCAAACAGCAGGGAUCAGUGUAGCAAAGGCAAGUCUGGAGUAGGGGAAAUGGAGGGGACCGGGGGGGGGGGGAAGACCACUCACACCAUGCUUCCAAUGAAGAUUCCUUUCCUCAUCCUUUCUAUGAUCUGCAGUAGUGAGUGGUUCAGGUUUAUUUUUUUAGCACCCCCUAAAGAUCUGGGAGGAUAAGCAGAUGUUUUGGGGGACUGGGUGGAGGAGGGUGCUACGUAGUAGUGUUUAAUAUUUUCCUUUCAUUUUAAUUAUGUCCAAUAAACUGUUGCCAAAGUA